Molecule: messenger RNA, 579 nt
Organism: Zea mays
Lineage: Eukaryota; Viridiplantae; Streptophyta; Magnoliopsida; Poales; Poaceae
Exons: 1
Coding region: 112-324 (70 amino acids)
Source: RefSeq, marked validated
ACGACAUUGCCAAGGCUCCCCAAAGAUAGCAUAGCAGCAGCACUCACAAUAGCAAAAACCACCAUCCGUCGUCGCCAACCGUAGCAAGAACAUCACCACCGCCCAGCAAUAAUGGCGCAGAGCAUGAGGAUUGUGGCGCUGGCCCUGGUGGCCCUGCUGGUGGUGGCGGCGGCGGCGCCCGUGGCCACCGCGUACGGCUGCUACGACGACUGCUACGAGCGCUGCGCCAACGGCAAGAAAGACCCCGCCUGCACCAAGAUGUGCAACCAGGCGUGCGGCUCCACGGAUCAGGGCGCCGGUGCCGCCGGCGCCGCGCCGGCUUGAUCGCCCAGCGCAUUCAUCGCUUCAGCUCGAUAUAAUCGCUGCUCCGUCAGCAACCCACAUAUGAUUCGAUCAAUUUUCCUCCUCUAAUUUCUCGACCCCGUCGAAUUUUUUUCCUUUCUAUUCUUCUACUAUACUACUACUAUCUGUUUGUCGCGUUGAUUUCUUCUCAUACAUCGAUCGAGGAUCGACUCAUCGUUUUGUAAUUCCUGCAAUUUGUAAGUGUAAUGACCUAUAUGAUUUAGUCUUCCUUUUAAA